AUGAAGGAUGACAUCAACCACACGAUAACAUCACCGGAGGAGAGAUACGAGAGCACCAAAGAUCAUUUCCAACAACAUCUCUUCAAGAACGAUAUCGACGAACUUGAAAGCGACACGUCACAUGAACCGUUGGAUAAGCUAAAAACCGAAAAUGAAGUAAGAUCUGCGCUGAAGAUAAUGAAGAUUGGAAAGGCUGCUGGGUUCGAUGGGAUCAGCGCAGAACUGCUCAAAUACGGACCAGAUAUCCUAGUAACACGCGUUACCAGCAUACUGAACGCCCACGAUUACGCAAUCCCGAAACCAGACGAAGCGAUUUACGCAGACGAUACCGACUUUAUAACGGAAGACGAAAACAACUCAACUUGGAUUCAAGAGAACGUCACUACCAUCUUGCAAACGCAUCGACUCAAAUCACACCCGGACAAGAACGAGAUCACAGUGAUUAAACGAGGAAAUAGAUCCGAAGAGAGGUGGAGGAAAACGAAGAAGGUCGGCUCUUUAUUGGUUGGUCUGCUCAAGCAAAUAUCAAACAUGUACACAAUAGUAUCUGAGGUUGAAAUAUACUGGAAAACUUCCCUGGGAAUUUUCACGCAGUCUGCAUGUGUCCACUUUGAGCACCGGUCGCACUCGAUCCAGUCAUCCCAAUCGGUUCUGCUGUAUUUGAGACAUUCUUCUUCGUCUGGUCUGAUAUCGGUCGUUGAUUUAGUCCUCAUAUACGAAUGGAGUUUGAUACACAGUCUUCAUUGCCUGAAAGACAUCAUAUUUCAAUUGAAAAAGCUUAGAGAAGAUAAUACACGGAACAGCGAAUUAGUUGUCAAAUUAGUUGAACAGGUGAUUUUUAGCAAACCACAUAUAUUUGGAAAUGAUCUAUACAGUAUAUACGAGCAAUUGAUACUCGCAGCCUUGGAUCUAGCGCGUUUUGAUCUGGUUGAUCAAUGUAUGGAUAUAUUGGACUCAAAAUUUCCGGACUCUAUGCGGGUGCAUAAACUCAAAGGUAUGCGGCUCGAAGCAGUAGGUCAGUUUGACGAUGCCGAAGUUCAUUAUAAGGCCAUGCUUGAACUCGACAACACCAACUCCAUAUGCCGUAAGCGCCUCGUGGCUAUCAAAAAAGCAACAGGAGAUUUUGCAGCUGCCAAGAAAGAACUCUGCGAACAUGUCAAAAGUUUCCAGGCUGACUUCGAAGCGUGGCACGAGUUAGGCGAUCUGUACAUUCAGGAUGGCGAAUACAGCAAAGCUUUGUUUUGCAUUGAAGAACUUAUAUUGUCAAAUGCUUAUAAUCAUCUUUAUUAUGAGAAAUGUGCUGAAAUCAAGUACUCUCAAGCCCUGGCUGUAUCUUCUUCGGCUGCGAUCACUAACCCAAUCGAGCAUAUGGAAAUGGCUCGAAAGUAUUUUGCACAUGCCGUCAAGUUGGGCGGUGAAAAUGGAAAUGGCGUGCGUGCGCUAGUUGGUAUGAUUAUGUGCAGUCAUUUUCUGGCAGUGAACCCAAAAUGUUCCUCUAAGCAGAAGAAGGACAAUGUGAAGUUCGCUGUCUGGGCGUAUGAAACGCUGACUAACAAGUACAAACGAGUGGCUCAUGUUUCAGCCCCUCCCUCCAGUUACGCUGGUUUGGCUGUUUUAGUUGAAAGUCUUAAUAUCAGUUUAUGAAUUUAAACCCAGUUGACGAUUUUCAUUAUUAUUUGGUGGUUGUUGCUGAACAGUUUAAUUAAUCGACUCAAAGGAAUUUUUCUACCAAUUUUGUCAGAACAAAUAGGACGUUUUAAAAGCUGAGAAUAAUAGCCAAUCAGUUCAGCGACACUUAAAUUUUUUAAAAUCUUUUCCUAGCUCGAAUGCUUUUGUCCUCUACGAUAUUCAAUUCAAUUAGUAUAAAUCUAUUUUAAUUGAUAUUUAAACCCUUGUUUGCAGAU
This is a messenger RNA of Symsagittifera roscoffensis, 1904 nucleotides long. Its product is annotated as ER membrane protein complex subunit 2-like. Gene Ontology annotation, cellular component: EMC complex. The record is from RefSeq and is a predicted model, not a curated record. Gene Ontology annotation, molecular function: protein binding. Gene Ontology annotation, biological process: protein folding in endoplasmic reticulum. NCBI's taxonomy places the organism in Eukaryota, Metazoa, Xenacoelomorpha, Acoela, Convolutidae.